CCAGAAACAGGUGAAGAGUAGAGCAAUUAAAUAAUACAGGUGGAGGAAAGAUAAAGUACUGGUCUUGCAUCCAGUGCUAGCUGUGAUCACCAGUCAGUGACAGAAAGAAAUCAGUUUGUGGAACCAGCAGAGGUACGUGGACAUCAGUGGAAAGACGGAGAGAAAGUAAGAUGGCCGAGGAGCCAAAGAUUGAACUCUUUGUAAAGGCCAGUUAUGAUGCUGAGAGUGUGGGGAACUGCCCUUUCUGUCAGAGACUCUUCAUGAUUCUUUGGUUAAAAGGGGCCAACUUUACCCUGACCACUGUAGACAUGAAGAGGGCUCCGGAUGUACUGAAGGAUUUGGCUCCAGGCUCUCAGCCUCCCUUUCUCAUCUACAAUGAUGAAGUCAAAACGGACACUAAUAAGAUUGAGGAGUUCCUGGAGGAGACCUUAGCCCCUCCACAGCACCCAAAAUUGUGCUGUCGUUACAAAGAGUCCAACAGUGUUGGAGAAGACAUCUUCCGAAAAUUCUCAGGAUAUAUCAAGAAUCCCAAUCCUGGUUUAAAUGACAUGCUCGAGAAGAAAUUUCUUUCCACUCUGGUGAAGCUGAACAUGUAUCUAGAAACUCCUCUCCCUCACGAGCUGGCCAAAAACCCAGAUCUUACUGUGUCUUCACGUCUCUUCCUGGAUGGUGACAGCCUUACCUUGGCAGAUUGCAACUUGCUUCCCAAACUCAACAUUGUCAAGGUGGUGAUCAAGGAGUACCGUGACUUUGCCAUCCCUGCAGAGCUCAAAGGUCUGACACGUUACCUAGAGAAUGCCUACAAACGGGACGAGUUUCGCCACACCUGCCCAAAUGACUCAGAGAUUCUCCUCGCCUACCAUUCUGUCGCCCAGUACCUAAGCAAAUAGAGGAGUGAACCUAAACAGCAUUCAUGAAAUUAAAGAAAGUAAAAACAGAAAGAGAUAAAAUGCAGAUGACUCAGAUAUACCAUGUUGAAAAUUAAGUUCUAUAUCUGUUUAAAUUACAUCUGUGUGGACAAUAAAAAAAAAUGGCAGUUUAAUCAUUUACUUUCUAUAAAAAGUAUAGUUGUUACCAUGACUUUGGCUCCCUCUAGUGUUUCUCGAGUGUUUUUGUAAAUGCCGUGUACGUGCGUGUUUUGUGUCUGAACGUAAUGUUAAGUGCACUUAAUUCAAAUCAGAUUUUAAACUACACAUUAUUUUAGCAUACACAUAAAAAGAUGAAUGACUGUACAUAACUCCUCUUUACAUAUUUUUAUAUAGUGACUGCAUAUUAGCAGUGACCGUAUGAGAAUGGUUUAAUUUAAAUGCAUAAAUGGAGGGUGAAGGAAAGAGUAUAUCUAUUUAUAUGGACAUUAUGGACAUACAUUAAAGGUUAAAUAUGAAAAAGUGGCUAAUGUUGGUACAUGAAUGUUUGUAUAUGAAUUUAUUAGCUACUAAAUUUUUGCUUUAAAGUUGUCAUGAGUAAUCGUUUUUAUAUUAAAGUUGUAUGGUGAAUGCAGAUUUUUCAUCAUCAUGGAAUCCAAAACAUUGGAUGAAACUUAAUCAGUUUUGUUAAUAGCAAAUGAA
Messenger RNA from Maylandia zebra (zebra mbuna), 1568 nucleotides. It is a transcript of the gene clic3, whose product is annotated as chloride intracellular channel 3. Lineage: Eukaryota; Metazoa; Chordata; Actinopteri; Cichliformes; Cichlidae. The record is from RefSeq and is a predicted model, not a curated record.